CUCUUAUGUCACUUCACCAUCAUCAACAUCAGCAUCGGCAUCAGCCACCGACGUAUGAAGACUCGAUCAAGUCAUACUCACCGCCCAAGUAUGACAUGACACCGGCUACAACUAAUUCGACAACUCAUAACUCAAUGGAACUUCCCACAAGUAGCGCCACAACUGCACGCAUCGAAGGAGCUCGUAUGGAAUCCUCACGGCAGACUCCAAUUCUACUUCUCAACAGAUCAAUGUCGGAUUCUUGUCUGAAAUUGCAAAUUGAAGAUGAAGAGGAAGAAGGCAGAAAGAGUGCGAGAUGACUUUCAUUUUAAAUUUAAAAUUAUACAAAUAUUAAUGUAAAAUUACCCAUACAAUUAAGAUCAGGAAAAUAAUGCAAAAAGAAGUAAAUAAAUGAAGAAUUAAAUACAGUUUAA
Caenorhabditis elegans is the source of this 413-nucleotide messenger RNA. RefSeq names its product Ovule protein (gene R02D5.4). Bases 6 to 299 code for a protein of 97 amino acids. NCBI's taxonomy places the organism in Eukaryota, Metazoa, Nematoda, Chromadorea, Rhabditida, Rhabditidae. The transcript has 2 exons. The record is from RefSeq and is marked reviewed.